CAAAGUAGGGCACCUCCUCAUUGCGACAUUUCCUUGAAUCCCGCAGUCCCGUAGUUCCCGCGGCCGCUCUUGGAAUGUCAAAACCAUGGGAACGGGUUUGCAAAUCAUUCUUAAUGGAAAUAAACGUAGCACCACAAAUCCUUUCCACAACCAUAUCUUGUUAAUUACUAUAAUAGAUCUGAUUUAUACCUAGAUUGCCUACCAAGCCGCCAAGUCUGCGAGAGCCUCAUUACAAGCUAAUCCAAUGUCAUACCCAACCUAAAUAGAUACCUAAUGUCUAUCACGAUGUCUAUUACGAUGCAUAUUUGGUUUUACCCCGUUCUGGUAGCGGUUGCUCUCUAUUUCUACAGAGCCGGGUAUAUAUUUUUUAGGAGAAGAACAAGGGUAUCGUUUGCGAAAGGAGGGGAAGCAUGCACCUACGACUCGCUUCCGCAGGCGAACAGAUGGCGCUUAGGAAUAGAUCUGCUGGUGAUGACCUUAAAGGCAUCAGAUGAGAUGCGCUUGAUGGAGUUCUUCUUGGACAACUUUCGCAGACUCGGAAAUACCUUCCGCCAAGCUGUAGGAACGAACACAUCUAUCCUCACUAUCGAGCCAGAUAACAUCGAGACCAUACUCUCAACUAAUUUCAAAGAUUGGGGUUUGGGUUUCCGACGUACCAUCUUCCAUCCGUUAUUGGGCGAAGGGAUCUUCCUCCAGGAAGGCGAUAUCUGGAAACAAUCGCGAGAUAUUCUACGCCCGCACUUCUAUCGCCGUCACUAUGAAGACCUAGACAUCUACAGACCACAUGUAGAAAAUCUUCUAGAAGCGAUUGCCAACGAUGGGACGAACGUGGUGGAUCUAGAGCCGUUAUUCUUCCGCUUGACACUCGAUGUAACAACCGAGUUCCUGUUCGGCGAGUCCGUAUGGAGCCAGCGACCAUCUUCCAGCGUCGUAGGCCACGACUUCGAAGGUGCAUUUGACCUGGCGCAAAGCAUAUCGGGCAAGAGGUUAAAGUUCCAGAAACUGUACUGGCUAGUCGACGGUAAGCGGCUGCGAAAGGCAUGCGACAUCGUACAUCGAUUCGCCGAUAACAUCAUCAAAAAGACCCUCUCAGGAACGGCCGACGACGCACCUAGCUCGAAAAAACCUCCCUUCCUAAAGGUCGUCGCGGAACACUACCCGGAGCGCGACAUGCUACGAGGCCAAGCGAUCAACAUCCUCACCGCGGGCAGAGAUUCCACCGCGACUUUCCUAUCGUGGGCCUUUUUCAACCUAGUAAGACACCCCGAAAUCAUGGAGAAACUCCGAGCAGAAGUCGCCGAGGUCGACGAGACCAUUGCCCCGCUCACGCGCGCGGACCUGCUCGGGAUGACAUUCCUGCAGAACGUCGUGAAAGAAGUCCUCCGCCUGCACCCCCCAGUCCCCCUAAUCUCACGCACCGCCCUGCGCGACACAACCCUCCCCACGGGCGGCGGCGCUGACGGCACCGCCCCCAUCGUCGUCCCGAAAGGCAUGAGCGUGCUCUACAGCGCGUACUGCAUCCACCGACGCCCCGACCUCUACGGCAUGGACGCGGAGCUCUUCCGCCCGGACCGCUGGAACGAAGAGCCCCUCCGCUCCCACGACGCGACGCAUCGCGGCUGGAGGUUUUUGCCGUUCGGGGGUGGGCCGAGGGUUUGUUUGGGGAUGGACUUUUCCCUGACCGAGGGCGCGUACGCGAUCGUGCGUAUCCUGCAGCGGUUCCCGUUGAUUCGGAUCCCGGUCGGUGAGCGCGUGCAGGUUGUUGGGCAGGAGAGGCAGGCUGUUACGAUUUCUCUGAGGCCGGCGGAGGGGUGUAGGGUUGAUUUGGGAAAGGAGUAAAAGGGGGCGGGUUAAUGGCGAUGAGGUGUAGCACGAGCUAUGAAUUCAUGAAUGGCGCGGGUUUUCUUGGGGGUAUGGUUGGUUAAAAGGUAACUAGAUGGGCGGGUUCGGUUUAGGGAUGUAGGUCUUUGAGGAACUGGUACCUACUUGAUUUACGAAGACGAUGUGUGAUUCGUAUUCGGAUUAGUUGAUGGUGUUGUGGUUUGCCAGAAUCGCAUACCCAAUGACGACUUAUUUUCAGCUAGGUCCCGGUAAAUAUUCCUUGAAAGCUGAAUUAUGGAAUGCAUCAAGUCCUACGGAUUAUAAGCUGACUGCAGGUGGCUGUAUUCCCUAAUAUUACAGCGGCCAAUAGGCCUGUAAAUUGACAGCACUCCCCGGAGAAACCGCCUUAAAAUUCUUCAGGCAGCACGUUUACAAUUAAUUGCCGUG
This is a messenger RNA of Annulohypoxylon maeteangense, 2268 nucleotides long. RefSeq names its product cytochrome P450 monooxygenase. Lineage: Eukaryota; Fungi; Ascomycota; Sordariomycetes; Xylariales; Hypoxylaceae. The record is from RefSeq and is a predicted model, not a curated record. Bases 274 to 1839 code for a protein of 521 amino acids. The transcript has 6 exons. Gene Ontology annotation, molecular function: iron ion binding; oxidoreductase activity, acting on paired donors, with incorporation or reduction of molecular oxygen, reduced flavin or flavoprotein as one donor, and incorporation of one atom of oxygen; heme binding.